This is a messenger RNA of Trifolium pratense (red clover), 3667 nucleotides long. RefSeq names its product F-box/LRR-repeat protein 15. Gene Ontology annotation, molecular function: protein binding. The transcript has 17 exons. NCBI's taxonomy places the organism in Eukaryota, Viridiplantae, Streptophyta, Magnoliopsida, Fabales, Fabaceae. The coding region runs from base 390 to 3332 and encodes 980 amino acids. The record is from RefSeq and is a predicted model, not a curated record.
UAAAAAAUUCCAUUUUGACAAAAAUUAAACUGAAACAGUUGAGUGAACUAAAACCUAAAAAACGACGUCGUUGAAUUGGUCAUUCUCAUUCUUCUCCACUUUUCCACAAAAAAGUACGAAAAUUCCCCAUUUUGCUCAUCAAACUCAUCUCAACAACACAAACCUUCUUCUCUCCCAAGAUCCGAUCAGAUCCAUUCAAAUCCAUCUUCUUCCUCUCUCAAUCAUCCCUUCCUUUCUCUCUCUAACUCUCUCUCUCAUCAAUUCACCGUUCAAUUUCACCGUUUCCGAUUCUAUUCUCACAAUCACCGUCGAUUAGGGUUUCGUCGAAAAUCUCAUCGAAAUGCACGGGAUCGAGACUAACUGUUCGUGAAUUUGAUUUCCUGAAGUGCAUGAAUCUCUGGUGUUGCUUAUGGUUCAAUCGGAAGAAAGAAAAAGAAGAAGAAGAGGAAGAGGAAGAGGAAAAUUGUAAUUUCUUUGAACCUAUGAACAACGACGAGGAUAUUUUCGGAAAAGCUUCUGAUGAUGGAGAUGAAUCCCAACCGAGAAAUUUUGAGCCUAAUUUUUUUCAAGAUUUUGCUAAAGAAUCGUUUGGUUCGUGGCCGGUUACACGGCGGUCUGAGGGUGAAAGUAGCUCUGUUAACGCCGGUUUAGUUCCGGUUUCCGGUCCGGAAAGUCCUGUAGCUGACGAGAACCGCGAUUCGUCUCACAAGCGCGCUAAAUUCUACAACGAGGGUAACUUUGAUGACCUAGCUUCUUCAAGUAAAGUGAAAUACUCUAUGGAUUAUGAAGAAUUUGACGUUUCUCAUGGACCUAAUAAUGUUGCUUGUUAUGAUGAUUUUGCGUUGGGGUGUAUUCAUGAGGAUGGUAAUUGUGUGGAAAACGGUGAAGGGAAUGAUUCAGAACUAGAAGAUCAAGAGGUUGUCAGGAUGGAUCUUACGGAUGAUCUGUUGCAUAUGGUUUUCUCAUUUCUGGAUCAGACCAAUCUCUGUAGAGCUGCUAGAGUUUGUAAGCAGUGGCGAUCUGCUAGUACUCAUGAAGAUUUUUGGAGGAGUUUGAAUUUUGAAAAUCGGGACAUAUCUGAAGAACAAUUUGAGGACAUGUGUAGGCGUUAUCCUAAUGCUACAGCAUUGAGCAUAUCAGGACCUUCGAUUUAUUCGCUCGUCAUGAAGGCAAUCUCUAUGUUAAGGAAUCUUGAGGUUUUAACAUUGGGAAGAGGACAGAUAGGGGAUGCUUUUUUUCUUGCUCUACCUGAGUGUUCUAUGUUGAGAAAAUUGAAUAUCAGUGAUUCUACACUCGGCAAUAGUAUUCAGGAGAUAUCUGUCGUUCAUGAGAGACUGUGCCAUCUUGAAUUAACAAAAUGUCGUGUCAUGCGAAUACAAGUCAGGUGCCCGCAACUUAAAACUAUGUCUCUGAAGCGCAGUAACAUGGCACAAGUUGUGCUGAAUUGUCCUCUUUUGCAUGAACUUGAUAUAGGCUCUUGCCACAAACUUCCUGAUGCUGCAAUUCGCGCUGCUGCAACUUCAUGCCCUCAACUAGUGUCACUGGACAUGCGUAAUUGUACUUGUGUCAGCGAUGAAACACUGCGUGAAAUAGCACAGCAUUGUCCUAAUCUUGGUUUUCUUGAUGCGUCAUACUGCCCAAACAUAUCUUUGGAGUCUGUUCGACUCCCAAUGUUGACAAUUCUACGGCUUCAUAGCUGUGAGGGCAUCACUUCUGCAUCAAUGGCUGCAAUAGCACACAGUUCUAUGUUAGAGGUUUUGGAGCUUGACAAUUGUGGUCUAUUGACGUCGGUUUCGUUGGAUCUUCCUCGUUUGCAAAAUAUUAGAUUGGUGUACUGUCGCAAAUUAGCAGAUUUGAACUUGAGGGCUAUAUCGCUUUCUUCUAUACAAGUGUCAAACUGCUCUGUACUUCACCGGAUCAAUAUCACUUCAAAUUCACUUCAAAAAUUAGCACUGCAAAAGCAGGAUAGCUUAACUACAUUAGCACUGCAAUGCCAAUCUUUACAAGAAGUGGACCUCUCUGAGUGUGAAUCUUUGGCAAACUCUGUAUGUGAUGUUUUUAGUGACGGUGGAGGAUGCCCUAUGUUGAAAUCACUAGUUCUUGAUAAUUGUGAGAGCUUGACUUCAGUUCGCUUCAUCAGCACCUCGUUAAUCAGUCUUUCCCUUGGCGGUUGCCGAGCAAUUACUACUCUUGAGCUUACCUGCCCUAAUCUUGAGAAGGUCAUUUUGGAUGGUUGUGAUCAUUUGGAAAAUGCAUCAUUUUGCCCUGUUGGUCUUCGAUCUCUCAAUUUAGGAAUAUGCCCAAAAUUAAACAUACUCCGCAUUGAAGCGAUGUUAAUGGUCUCACUUGAGUUGAAAGGAUGCGGUGGACUGUCUGAAGCAUCCCUUAAUUGUCCUCUCUUGACAUCUCUGGAUGCUUCCUUUUGCAGCCAACUCACUGAUGACUGCUUGUCUGCAACAACCCGUGCAUGUCCUCUAAUUGAGUCAUUGAUAUUGAUGUCAUGUCCAUCAAUUGGGUUAGAAGGACUCUGUUCCCUGCAUUGGCUCCCAAAUUUAGCCCUGCUUGAUUUAUCAUACACAUUCUUGGUAAAUCUGCAGCCUGUUUUUGACUCCUGUUCACAGCUAAAGGUAUUAAAGUUGCAGGCAUGCAAAUAUCUCACCGACUCAUCACUUGAACCUCUUUACAAGGGGGGUGCUUUGCCAGCACUUCAGGAGUUGGACUUGUCUUAUGGAACUUUGUGUCAGAAAGCCAUUGAAGAGCUUCUUUCUUGCUGCACUCACCUUACACGUGUGAGUUUGAAUGGCUGUGUGAAUAUGCAUGAUUUAAACUGGGGGUACAGUCGAGGGAAGUUUCCUGAGUUACCUGGAAUAAGCAUCCUAUCCACCGCAAGUUCCUAUGAUAAUAUCCAUGUGUCAAAUGAGCAACCCACUCGAUUACUUCAGAACCUAAACUGUGUCGGCUGUCCAAAUAUAAGGAAGGUUUUCAUCCCAUCAACCGCAAACUGUUCCCAUUUAUUAUUUUUAAACCUUUCUCUGUCAGCUAAUUUGAAGGAGGUUGAUGUUGCUUGUCUCAACCUAUGCUGGCUCAAUUUAAGCAACUGUUCGUCAUUGGAAGUUUUGAAGCUAGAUUGUCCGAGAUUGACCAAUCUAUUCCUUCAGGCGUGCAAUAUUGACGAGGAAGCUGUUGAAGCUGCUAUAUCAAGAUGCACUAUGUUGGAGACUCUUGAUGUUCGCUUUUGUCCUAAGAUAAGCUCAAUGAGCAUGGGAAGGCUCCGUGCAGCAUCUUCUGGUUUGAAGCGUAUAUACAGCAGUUUGUCAUCUUCAUCAGCGUGAUUUAGGAUCUCAGAAGUUUUGCGGUGCUUGUUCACUUGGAGAGAAGGCACCCGCGACAAUAAAUCUGGUUAUUUCCCAAUGUAUUGUAAAUUGCUAUAUUUUUCAUUGUUGUGUUUGUUUGGCAUAUAGAAAUGAAGUUAUCUUCAUGCAUUGCCACAAUAAGUCAUUGUUGUUCUAAUUGUUGUAAAUUUUACAUUUCAAUUUGUCGCGGCAUAUUUCAUUCUGAAGUGGUCUGUCUAACCUUUCUCGUGUGAAGAAUAGGUGUGUCUAAUGCUUUUAUAUAUACAUUUUAUGCUGUAAAUUUUUGUGCAAUGGAUGCAGCAUAUUGACAUUAA